Molecule: messenger RNA, 597 nt
Organism: Cylicocyclus nassatus
Lineage: Eukaryota; Metazoa; Nematoda; Chromadorea; Rhabditida; Strongylidae
Source: the annotation of a GenBank genome assembly
AUGUCCAAGGGCAACGCUGUGCAGCAGCUCUUCGAAAAAUUGGCGUAUGGAAAACCAGUAUUCGACUCUGACAGGGAUAUUUCAGCGACCGAUAUGAUGUACGUGAACAAAACCGGUGGUACUUGUAACUUAUCAAUUUUUCUCGCUCAACGUCACUUUGACCACGUGAUGUCAGCUGUUUUCCAAAAACAAAUCAUCACUUUGAACAAGAAGAUGCUUGUCGAUCAGAAGAUAACUAUUGGUCGAGUUUUGACACCUACUGAGAGAUGUGACUAUGAAACAUCCUGCGCUUGCAAAAGACUAAUAAUCAAGAAAAUGCUCGAAAAGAAGAAAGUAGAUUCGACUUCUCCUGUGUUUUUCGUCUUGGUCGACAAAAGGAAACUUUGUUUACGUAUUGAUAAAGAGUAUAUCACUGUGGGCGAUGCGUCUGUCCGUUUCGGCAUUAGUCUCGAUGAGAUAGAGGAGGAAAAGAGGAAACACUCGUCUACCGCGAAGGCGCGACCCGACAGAGGCGCAAACAAGAGACUCGCCGGGGCAGCUGUGGGUCCUGAUUCUGAAGCCGCGAAACUUAUUCCUUUGAACCGAGAAAGCAAUUAA